AUGACCACCAUGGAGAACGACAAGGUUGAGAGCGCCGCAAAGAUCGAACAUGCUGACGACAGUACCGAUACCCUCGAGAAAGCGAUCCACGAAGAACGCGGUGAACCCAACGAUGAAGACUUGCCUAGAUACAAUGACAAAGAAACCACCAAGAUCUUGCGAAAGGUCGAUUAUCGCCUUGUACCGAUGUUGACACUGCUGUAUCUGCUGGCGUUCUUGGAUCGAGGCAAUAUUGGCAACGCAAAAGUCGCUGGCAUGAACGAGACACUGCAAUUGACCGGCACACAGUAUAACUUGGCGUUGACAGUCUUCUUCUUUCCCUACGCAAUAUUCGAAGUGCCGAGCAAUAUCGUGCUCAAGCUGGUCCGGCCUUCGACAUGGAUCAUGAUACUGAUGGUAUCGUGGGGCGUAGUCAUGACAUGCCAAGGCAUCGUCAAGGACUACAAGCAGCUCUACGUUACGAGAAUCCUGCUUGGUCUCACUGAGGCUGGCUUCUUUCCGGCAGCAUCCUAUCUUCUUACGACUUGGUACUGUCGUUUCGAGGUGCAGACACGUCUGGCAGUUUUCUUCAGUGCGGCAUCCCUAGCCGGCGCGUUCUCAGGCAUUCUCGCAUUCGGCAUCGAGAAGAUGGACGGCGUGGCCGGGCUGGAAGGGUGGCGAUGGAUCUUCAUACUCGAAGGCAUCGUCACGGUUGUGGUGGGCUGCACGCUUCGUUGGACAUUACCAGACUCACCCGAAACUGCUUCCUUCCUGACUGCCCAGCAGAAAUCCGUGAUUGAACGCCGCUUGAUGCAAGAUGCCGGGACAAAAGCCGGCCAUGUCAACACGCGCGAUGGCUUCUCGUGGCAUUUCCUCAAAGAAUCACUCCUCGAAUGGAAGAUCUGGCUUGCUGUCAUCAUUUACUGGGGCAACUCAAUCUGUCUCUAUGGCUUCACGUUGACCGCCCCUACAAUCAUCCUCGGACUUGGCUACGAGACAUGGCAAGCACAACUUCUGACCGUACCCAUCUAUGUGCUUGGUGCGAUAUCGACGGUGUUCUUCAGCUGGCUGGCUGACAGGAAUCAAGUGCGUUGGCCUUUCAUCGUGGGUCCCUACAGUAUUGCGAUCUGCUGCUUUAUCGCGCUCCUGGCAAUCCCGCAUCCAAGAUACCCUGGGCUCACAUACGCAUUCCUGUUCGGUAUUCCUGCCGGAGUGUACCCUCCUUUGAUCACGAUCCUGAGCUGGGUCGGCAACAACCUCGCACCUACAUGGAAACGGGCAAUCGGAAUGGCUCUGCUCAUCAGCAUUGGCAAUCUAUGUGGUGCGAUAGGAUCAAACAUCUACCUUUCAUCACAAGCUCCCAAGUAUCCUCUCGGGUUUGGUUUGUGCUUGGGGAUCCUCUCAGCCGCAGUCAUAGCGACAAUGCUACUCAGGAUCGCAUACACUAAGAUCAACAAGAGCCGGGACCAGAUGAGUGAGGAAGAGGUUAGAGCGACGUACACGAAGGCACAGUUGCUGGACAUGGGCGACAAAAGCCCUCUGUACCGAUAUGUUGUUUAG
Molecule: messenger RNA, 1539 nt
Organism: Fulvia fulva
Lineage: Eukaryota; Fungi; Ascomycota; Dothideomycetes; Mycosphaerellales; Mycosphaerellaceae
Product: MFS-type transporter cnsO
Exons: 6
Coding region: 1-1539 (512 amino acids)
Biological process (GO): transmembrane transport
Cellular component (GO): membrane
Molecular function (GO): transmembrane transporter activity
Source: RefSeq, a predicted model, not a curated record